UGCAAUACUUGUACUGUAAGCAGUAAGAAGUAGAGUUAAUUUAUGCUAAUAAUCGAUCGUAUUCGUAUUCUGCAUCGAAACCGCAGCGGGCAUUAUGCAGACCAGUUUGUUCCAGCAAAAUUUUGGCUGCUUGUGCAUCAUGGGAGAUUUGAAGUGUGGCCUCUUUGAAGUAUUCGUCGUAAUGUAGCUUUUGCGAAUAAUCUCCGGUGUGCGGGGGGAAGAUAUAUGUUUACCGGAAGAGAACCCGGUGAGGAUGACAAUGUUACUUUUCUUCAAAUAACUAUCAGUGAUCACUUAUCAGCAACAGAAUAUUAUUAUCGGCUUUUUCCUCGUCCACUCUUAACAUGUUUUAGAGGACAGCUUACAACGACAAAUGCAUGCUAAAAAAUGCAGGUUUCGCCAGAGCUCACUGGGACUCAAUCCAUCCAGCUCCAGUGGAAACGCUUUUGGCUCGGAACAAUCGUCGGGCAGGCCUAAGUAUAUACAAUUAGUGCAGACUGGCAUCUUGGUCCUGUUACUCUCUGCUGGCUUGUGUUUGCUGAUGUAUAAGCGCACCGAAUUGGACCUGUGGUUGCAAAAAAUUGAUACAGAAUGGAAUGGUAGCUGGAUGACACGAAUCGAUGACCGGGCUCCCGAUGUCAUUCCUUUGGAAUUUGUCAGCACCCUCGAAACACCGGAUGUGAUUAAUAAGAUUACUGAAUCAUUUCGGAAGAGGGAGCGAAAUGGGAAAAGGUGUCCUUUCCGGAAUUGCCAAAAAAUCUUGAAGGAUUCGCCCAAUAUAUACCAUUACCAUAUGAAGGAUAUGGUGUUAGACAGCUACAGUCCGUACUUGAGCGACAAAACUGGCUCUGUCCCUUUCGAAUGCGAAGGUUUUACUUUGGACAACGAGACGUCCUUAAUGAUCACGAGGACAAGUUCGCCUUCCUUUCGUGUUGGGGAUCUAAUAUUACAAAUCAAUGAGAAGAGCCUUAAAGAAAUAGGCAUUACCGAGGCCCUGGUCUUACUGAAUAACACCGCCAGAAGAACCGUGAAAAUUAAGUACAUACAUAAGAUCGGAUCUGACAUGGAAACGGGUGCACUUUCUUGAUUCUUUAGCGGUACCGCUACCCACAAAAAGAAUUCGCGUGUUUUAAAUGUUGACUCUUCAGCAGCGUUGACUUGUUUAUUGUCCAAAACUGAUUGGUGUCGUGUUUACAGUUUUCUGGAAUUUGGAUCUAUCAAAUUGCAAAAGUAGUGUCACUGUUAUAUGUAGUAAUAUUGUACCUUUUAAUUCUGCACGUAUUUCCUUGAAGCAGUAACUUUCCGAAUUUCUUCUUCGUUGUAAUAGUACUGUAUUAUCACAGCAUGUUUACUGACGCAUUACAAGCCUAUGAGUAACUUCGGAAUA
Messenger RNA from Paramacrobiotus metropolitanus, 1387 nucleotides. RefSeq lists its product as uncharacterized. Lineage: Eukaryota; Metazoa; Tardigrada; Eutardigrada; Parachela; Macrobiotidae. The record is from RefSeq and is a predicted model, not a curated record. The coding region runs from base 374 to 1087 and encodes 237 amino acids. The transcript is spliced from 6 exons.